Messenger RNA from Ziziphus jujuba (common jujube), 2002 nucleotides. RefSeq names its product protein JASON. The transcript is spliced from 7 exons. The coding region runs from base 185 to 1735 and encodes 516 amino acids. NCBI's taxonomy places the organism in Eukaryota, Viridiplantae, Streptophyta, Magnoliopsida, Rosales, Rhamnaceae. The record is from RefSeq and is a predicted model, not a curated record. Gene Ontology annotation, biological process: male meiosis II.
CCCUCGUUUUUGUUAGUUCAAAUUUCAAAAACGACCCAACAACUCUCUCUCUCUUUUACAUCCACAAAAUCUCUGAUUAAACCCCAAGAAAAGCUAGGGUUUUAAUUUUCUUUUUCUGAUUCUUUUUCUUUUUUUUUGGAAAUCGAAUUUUCCAAAUUAUUGAUUUUUUAUUUUAUGAAAAUCCAUGUUAUGCUCGCUGUUGAACCGUGAUCUAGGUUCUGUUUGUAGAUCGGUGGUGGGGUUUCUUGACAGAUCGAUUUCAAGAGCAAUGGGCUGCUUUUUUGGUUGCUUUAGGGACAAAGAUGACCGCCGCCACCACGACCACCACCAUCGACACCGUUGUAGAGCUAACCUCGUCUCCGAAACUUCUCGUUCUAUACCAACGGAAGUCGUAUCACAAAAUCGUUUGUCGUCUCUAUUCUCUUCCGAAGACAAAGAAGAUUCUCCAUGUAAGGAUAGCAAAUCUGCUUGUUUUGGUUCUCCAACGAUUGAUAACGAGCUCAAAAAUGAGGCAAAGUUUUUGAAAGCUUGUGGUACUUUGGUGGAGACUCCAGUAGAAAUUCGGAAAGCAUCGAGGUUGAAUGGUUCACCCCUUCAUGAUGGAGAUACAGCAGAACAUUCAAAAUUUAAUUCAUGGCUUCACAACACAUCCAUUAAGAAGCUUCAGUUGGAGAAUCAGCCAGAUCAACCCCCCACACCCAUUAAAAUCUCUGAAGAAAGGGGCAAGGGGUCAGAUCUUUCAGAGCAUACACCUAGCAGCUGUUUAUCAAACGUACAGAGUAGUGGAAGUGUCUCUAACAGCUGUGAAGGCAGUGGAAUGAGUAGUGUUCAUAUGGCGGCCAAGGUGCAUGCUAAUGAGACCGAGAAGAUUGCAACUUUGGUGUCGCCAUGGAUUUCAGCCACAGAUCAGUGCAGAAGCAAAACUGUGCGCUUCGAAUGUGAUUUUGAUUUAUCGUCUUCCAGAGAUUCUUCAUCUGAAUAUUGUAGCCAAAAUUUAGGGAAGUCUGAAUCACCAGCUAAUCAGAGCAUAACAAAGCCUUUACCUUAUCCAACACCACUAAAGCUUUCUGAUGAGAUGCAAACACCUGGAACUGUUUUCCCCGCAAACAUGGAAAGUUUUCCAAAUGGGAAGUCUCGAAUCAGGUCCCAGUAUGUGUAUUCAGUUUUGAACCCAGUUCAAAGUUCCUCACAGUGGAAAGCACUGAAAGAAGAUGACUACAACUUCGACCAACUUUCAGAUGAGCUAAGAGAAUCUCUUGAGGAGGCUGAAAGUGCAACCCCUAAGUCAAAAGAGGGGGUAAAAGAAACUUCAUCUGGGAAGGAGCUCAAGGUGGAAGCUAGUUUAUCCUCUUGGCUGAAGCCAGUAUCAUCUAAUCAAGACCGCAAUCAUCAGAAUUUUAGGCCUCAUGCUGGUAGAACCCCCGUGGACAGACCUAUUAUUGGGAUGGUAGCUGCUCAUUGGAUUGAAGAUGAGCCCUCUCGUAUCUCACCAAAGUGGUGGGAUGGGAAUGGAAUACCAAAUUCCACCAAUAAGUACAAGGAGGAUCAGAAAGUGAGCUGGCAUGCGACCCCAUUUGAGGAGAGGCUUGAAAAGGCAUUGUCAGAAGAGAGUGUGGUAACUCAGAGGAAGCAUGCAUUUGGAAACCCUAUUGUUUUCGACGAGAACGAAGAAAGUGAUACUGCUCUUUCUCAAUUGCAAUCUUCAUCCCAUCCAAAGUCAGUGGUCACAUGUUGAUGAAUGAUGGUGGUGUAUUUCAAUUGUGUUGUUGAGUUUGUUUUACAUCUGCUGGUAUGUUAUCGGUGUUAGUUGAAGUUGUCGAAAAUCUUAUUUUGAAGUAAAAACCACAUGGAUUUUUGUGUAUGGUUUGAUCCAAAAACACAGAGAGAUGGAGCUGGUUCUGGAAAUUCUAUUUCUCAAUCCAAGUCAUUUCAGCAGCAUAUGGAACUGCUUCCAUUGUACAUAAGUAAAAUGAAAAUCCUAUCUCAGGUUUUUGUUUGACCA